GAAACAAAGGAUUUUACACGCAAACGAUGGGAUACAUACAGAAAUAGCGUCAAACGGUGGCUUGUUUUGCAUGGUGAGAAUCAGAGAAUAGCAGAAACAUACAAACAUUGUCUAGAAAUCGAGUUUGAAAAUGUCCCCGAAGACGCUGGGUUUCACUCCACUUGCUACAGGCGUUUCAUUGACAAAAAGCGCCUGGAUGCGGCAGAGAAACGUGUCAUACAGCGUCCUGAAGUUCAAGAUGCUCACAAAGAUCAGUCUGUGUCAUCGAGUAGUAGUACUUUAACAACUGAAUGUCCUAAAAAGAAACUUAGGUCCAGGACGGGCCUGCCAGUAGCUUGUGCAGGUCCUGUGCUUCCUGCCUUGUGCAUAAUUUGUAAGAAAACGGACAAGUUCAUUACUGUGGCAGGCAAACGCCAGAUGGACCAUCUUUCACAGGCAGAAACGUUGUCAGCAGGCCAGUUGAUGAAAGCUGCUGAGAUGAAGGAAGACACUAGCAUUCUUGUGCAUAUUCAAGACAAAGACUGUGUGUCUCUGGAGGUGCGAUACCACAAGUCCUGUUACAGACAGUACACCAGGUUCUUGACAAAGUCUACUGCAACAGUUACUGAGACCUUAGAAGAACAAAAUGAGCCAACCUUCGAUUCCAGCUACAAGAUAUUCUGUGAGAGGACCAUCCGUCAUAGAAUAAUUGUAAAUCAAGAGGUGCUGACAAUGAUGCAGCUAAGAAGGAUCUUUUUAAAUCUUGUGAAAAAACAUGAAGAUCUUGAUGCUUCAAACUACAGGUAAUUUAAAUACCACAAGUUUCUUUUAAAUGCAGCUUUGGAAAUAAUGUUCCAAACAGCUCCUGGAAAGGGGGAAAAUGCUCUCAGAGAGUUUAUGGACCAAAAGACUGUUAUCAACAUCAGUUGAUAUAUUUGCUCCCAUCAAAACACAAAAACUAAAGACCUUCAGUGACCAAGCAAAGACAAAGAAGAAACCGGCAGCAGGCAAGGAAGUGAUUCUGCGUGCCGACAAGAAGCUAUUCUCCAGACUACUCGUCAUAGGUCAAAGUAGAAAGAUAGAGCUUUGGGAAAUUCUGUCCUACUCCUUGGGAACUGUGUCAUAUCCUUUAGCCAGUGCUGAUGGUUCACUUGCUAAAACAAACAAAUCAGCUCUUAUGGAUUUAUUGGAAACCAAAGGUGGAGAGUGUUUAGUUGACAAAGUUCCGGCAGGUGGAGCUGUUCUCUUCGAUGGAAUGGCGGUCAUUCAAGCCAUUCGGUCCACACCAAGUACCUUUGGAGAGCUCGCCGACACCAUACUGCAGUACAUUGUCAAGCUUGCUCUGAAGCACAACUGUACACGGAUAGACUUUGUGAUUGACCAAUAUCCGGAAAUGAGUAUUAAAAAUUUGGAAAGGUCACAUAGAGCUGUUGGUGGUACACAACUGGUGAAAAUUUAUGGACGGGAUUAGAAGACACCAACACAAUGGAAGAAGUUUCUAUCAGAUGGAAGAAACAAAGAGGCACUGGCAGAAUUCCUCUAUGUUGUGUGGCGUGAUGCGGAUCUUACCACUGUGGGCAAGGACUUAAUCUUGUACAUAGCACAUGGAGACCGGUGUCACUGUGUGACAGUAAUGCAGGGUAUACAGACUCUCAGUGCUGUUGAAGAUCUGACAUGUGAUCAUGAGGAAUGUGACACCAGGUUGUUUUUACAUGCACAACAUGCUGCGCAUAACCAUCAAACUAUAGUCAUCAAGAGCCCUGAUACUGAUGUGGCAGUGAUUGCUUUAAGUCUGAAGCCAGAUUUACCAUGUAGGUUGUUUUUUUUCACAGGGGUUGGCAACAAAACAAGGAUCAUUGAUUUAGCUAAGGUGUCAUCAGCUCUUGGCACCAGUGUGUGUUUGGCACUAAUUGGGAUUCAUACCUUCUCAGGUUGUGACUCUACAAGUGCCUUUUAUGGCAAAGGCAAAAGAAAGGCAUUUUAUGUUGCUUGCGAGAAAGAGGAAUACCUGAAUGCAUUUACAAAUCUGGGUAGAAGUUUUAACCUGGACCAGUCUACCUUUGACAUACUUUGCAAAUAUGUGUGCCACCUCUAUGGCCAGCCAUUUGCCGAAAAUGUGAACGAUGCAAGAUACAAAGCAUUCUGCAUGGCAUCAUCGGCUUUGCCAGAACUAUCCAUGCCCCCGACACGUGAUGCCCUGCACCAACACUGCAAAAGGGCAAACUACCAAGCAGCCAUAAUGAGACAUUCUCUGAAAGGUAUAAUGUGUGCCCCUUCACCCGUUGGCAAUGGAUGGCACCUCGAGGAUGGGGAGUUAACAGUGACCUGGAUGACUAGAAAUCCUGCCCCUGAAUGUGUGUUGCAGGUAGUCCACUGCAGUUGCAAGCAAGGCAAAUGUGAGACUGGAAGAUGUUCCUGUAUGUCUGCUAGACUGUCUUGUACUGAUUUUUGUCGGUGCCAAAAUUGUGCAAAUGUUUCAAAGGAAACAGAGGAAAGAGCAACAUGGGAUGAUGGCUCCGAUGAUAGUGAUAGGGAUGAUAAUGAUGAGUAAAGAUGUGCUGUGCAUUAUUUUAAGAUGAUUUUCCGUUGUAAUUAAUCUGUUGUGGAUCUGUCUGUUCAUUUUUGGCAUUAUUCAUAAUUAAGGGGGGUGUGGUCGCAUUUUGAGUCAUUUCAGCCAACUUGGGCCAAAGUGUGCUGCUUCUUAAUGUUUCUGUGAUUACACAGUACCUACGGAACAUUUUGAUGUAUAAUAAAUCACAGUUUUGCUAAAAUUACAAUGUGUAUGUUUAAUUUUGUUUGGUGCCAAUCCAUAAAGUUGAAGCAUAUUUUCUACAAAUUUGCCAUAUUUUAUGGUCUACAUUCACACUUGAGUAUUUAAUGCACCAAAACCUUUCUCAAAUGUUUAGGUACAUGUAUAAAGGUCAGUUUGAGAGAGAUUUUGUGUUGCUAAAAUUAAUAUAAAUAAAGUUAUAAGCAAAACCAACAGCAUAAGAUUUUCAUUUUUUUUGUAUUCACAAUUAUACACAUUUAUGGAUCUUGACAAAAAACUGCAGGAUAUUUUGCGGAGAACUUUUAACAUAAAGUCCAAAAGGGUGUUGUCUAUGCAACAAUGCAUUUAAAAAGUAGUGCCCAGGCGUGGGAACGAAAAUCAAUUUCUAGCCACUUUUUCCUAGUUCACCUUACGGCCUAGACAAGACGUUUUGUGAUACUCGAUGGUAUUGAGGCAAUUCGAUCAGUGCCUAAAAAGUAUCGCCCUCGAUACCCAGCCCUAGCACUGUGUGUACCAGUGCACAUACAAGUUGUUUCCAUUACUUUGAAAAUAAUUAAAUUGCAAAGAAAUGUUUAGAAAUAACAAUAGUUAUGUAACACAUAUGGAAAUGUAAAAUUGAGGAUCAUUUUAAGAUGAUCUGAUUCUCUUACUCUCCCCUAUAUUAACAACAAAUAUUAAAGUGAAAUACGUUGUAUUCUGUAUUUAGGAGGUACACAGCAACAUCAGGCACGUGCAGGGGGGGUGGGGUAGUCUCUUUGGCACUUAAUGCCGAAAGUGCCCUUUUGUCAAGGCAAAAAAAUGUAUAUUCUUGUAAUUAAAGACCCUUUUGUGAAGGCCUGCUCAAUCUAACUAUUAGUAAAAUUAAUGAAUAAUAAUUUAUCCCUAAAUAAAAUGACCCACGUGAUGACAUUUCACCAGACAAACUGGGAUCAGGGCCGGACCGGGGCCAGGCAGUUGCCGAGGGCCCCAGGUCUACCUGAGUCACUUUACUCGGACUCGGAGGUUGGACAACUGAAUUCACUUCAGUUUCUAAUCUCAGACAUAUUAAUAGGUGCAAAUAAAAUAUUUAAAAACUUUUAAACAUUAGAAUGGUCUUUUCUGCUCUGUUUCUUUUUCAAAACUUUAUCAUGGCAUUUGCUGCUGUAUCAGGACAGAAGCAUUCGUAUCGAUACACAUAUCAGCAAGGAAUGCAUCACGAAAAACAGUAUUGCUGUAUUGAGGUUUUGUGCACAGCCCUAUAAGGUGCCAUAGAAUGGGAACUGUAUUUACCUGGGCAUAUAUGAAUAAUAAGAGGUCUGUACAUGGAAAUUACAUAUCGUGAGCCUCAAACACCAUUGUUUCCUCCUUGUUUAAAUCGUGUGCAUGCAAAGGACCACUGAAAAAGAGGCCAAUCCCAACAUAACACCGACUGUGACGUUACAGUCGGGAUGUACGUCCCCAACGUUGCAUAUACCCGCCCAUGUUCUAGGCCAGCCGGACGUGCACAGCCGAAUCAUCGGAAGUUCUGCAGGUAUUGUGAAUAGGGUUGGGCGAUUUCUACCAAAUUGGCAUCGGACGAUGUCUACACUCUACAGUGAAACCUCGCGAUGGACAAUGACAUCGUUGUCUUCUUCAAAUAAGCCGCGACGUUAUGAAGUGAGGGGCGUUUUCUUUAUACAACGCGAGCUGCGCAGACACGCGUCUUCUGUUUACAGUUAUAAACUCAUGCGCAUCUUCUUUAUACAACGCGAGCUGAGCAGACACGCGUCUUUAAAUCUGUUUACAAUGCAAUUUGAAGCACAGAGCAGCGAGACUCACGUAACGAAAGUGAAAGGUACAGUUUUUCAAACCUGGGACAACAUCAAGCAGGCUUCUCUCAGCGUUUUGAUACGGAUUUAAGAAGGGGGCAAUUCCGACUAUAUAUUGCCGUUAGAACCCCUGCCGCAAGCAGUGAUUUUAUCCACUUCUUCCAUUUCACGUCUGACAGUAGCGAUCCGUUUCUGUGUGAGCUAGUGGAAUGAGCCGCGCAGCGAAACAGCCAACCAGGGCUGCGUUUCCCGAACAACGACAUAACUCGCUGGUUGACCACCAUAGUUAUGGGAGGCAAAUCCUGCCAAAUUUAAAUAAAUAAAUUAAACGAUGAAAAUGAAAACCCGAUUAGCAAUUUCAUUAUACACAACUGCGUGCACAAUAUGUGCCAAAAUGAAAAAUAAAAUGAAAUUAUUUUAUUUUCAUUUUCAUUUUUACACUGACAAUGCGUUGUCCCUGUCAAAUUGAAAAAGAAAAUGCAAUUGGUGAUUUGACAUUUAAUUUUCACUAAAAUCUCGAGGAAAGACUGCCAAUUUGAAAAUGAAAAGGCAAAUGUGAAAAAUAAAUUGUAAAAACAUUUUUUACAAAGGUUUUAUUAAUGUUCACGCAAUAAUACUGACACAAUUCAAAUUAAAAUGUAAACUUUGAUUUUCAUUUUUGAAAAUCACUUUUGUUUCGUUUUCAUUUUCUUUUUCUUGUUCACAGUCAUGCAAAUUACAUGUUAAUUAGUGGGUGUGGACGAGCGUCUGCAUUACUGGGAACGCCCACAAAAACGUCAUAUCCGUUUAUUCGAACGAACGUGUGUAGACCUUGUCAGGCGCUUGGCCUUAGCGCUUUGUAAUGAUGACGAAGACUGUGCCUGGUGCAAUACCGAAAAGUUGUAGUGUGGUGUACUGCAUCUCUGAUAAGUUAACAGACGAACAAACUAAAGCAUUGGAGAGCCCGUAUCUCUAGCGUGCCCUGAAACAUGCCGGAGCGCGAUUGUCCCCACUCCGCCGCUGACCUGCGCUCACACUGUACAUUACCAUCCGCACCUGAGCACGCUAUCAUCAUUACACUGUGACUGCUUUUAAGAAAACAUAAACAAAGCGAUCUUUCUCAGCACAAUAGAAUCCAUCGUAAUGUUCGGUUUGAGGUUGAUAAGAUGUGCGCUGUGCGGAGACCAAUUCGCUUAUGGUAUCACGAGAGCGGCUCAUAUGUGUUUAAAUCAGCCCCCGCGUACUUCAUUCAUUAUGAUUAUGAGCCAAUCGUUAUACAAAGUGCUGCACUAUGUUAUGAAUGCAUGUUUUAAAUGAUGCGCUUGUUUAAAUUCCUUGAAGUUCAGCUGUCAUGGCAAAAAACAUCUAAUACGCACAGAACUAUUAAUUGAUUCGAAUGGUUUUUUUUGUCCCACGGCGCGGUGACACAGGCCUGCACUUAUAAGUGUUGUAGGUAUUAGAUGUUUUUUGGUAUGACAGCUGAACUUCAAGGCUGGUGCCACCAACUGAAUAACUUGGUAGCACCAGUGCCACCUCUCUCAAGUGUUAGUCUAGAGCCCUGCUUUCUUGUAGAAUUGUGCUUCAAAUAAAGAACUUUAUGUUGACCAGAUUGUUAGUUAAUCAUUUACAAGUCAAUAUUGCCUAUAUGGACAGCGAUUUUAAAAAAAGUGAACUGGUAAAACUGCGGUGUUAAAUGCGAUGCAGUCGAAAAUUUGGGUGCACCUAACUUUUGUGCUGGUGCACCUAAGAAAAAAGGCGCACCAGUGCAAAAAGUUAGUCUAGAGCCCUGCACCUUGUAAAACAGGUUUGAAUUCCCAUCAGAUUGCGUUGAUAUAUAUGACACGAAAAAUGGGGGAAAUUCGUGUACACAAACACGGAUUAAUAGGUGACAGUUCAUGACAAUGUCUCGAAUUCCCUUGACUGUGUUGAUCAUUUGGUGUCAUUUAACAUCAACACACAGCCGUGGUCUGCCGCAGCUUUGUUCUUUUCCUUUUCUUUUUUUAUAGUUGUUAAAGGAGACAUGUUUGAACGUGCACAUGCAAAAUCAAUUUCAGGAGGAAUGUAUUGCCCGUCAUGAAAAUGCAUUUCUGUCCCUGGCACACACACGCAGCAAAUAUGGUAUCUGCUUGGUUUUGUAGAUUAGUUAGUUCUGGAUACUGUUUUUUUUUACAACCAGUUAGCUACGUUUUAAUCUUACGUUAGUAAUAUUUUACCAGGUUACGUUCAGCAUAACUAGCAAAGCACGGAAAUUCUUGGGUGAAUACCAAACCCAAAAAUGACUUAAAAAAAUAAUUUCAAAAUGUUUUUUGUAAAGUUAUAUUACUCGAUCUUUGUAAUUGCUUAACUAAAUAGAGUAUUUCCUAUUAAAGAAACAAAUUGAAGAGAGAAUUGUCUUCAGUAAUGUACUUUGGAACUUGAGUAUGAUUUCACCACUGCUGGAAACACAUUUACUAUCUUAUAUUCCUCCUGUUUUAUUAAAGCCUUUUUGUUCCGUGAUAUGAUUUCUUACCUUU
Messenger RNA from Triplophysa rosa, 7028 nucleotides. RefSeq lists its product as uncharacterized. The transcript is spliced from 3 exons. The record is from RefSeq and is a predicted model, not a curated record. The coding region runs from base 1613 to 2530 and encodes 305 amino acids. Lineage: Eukaryota; Metazoa; Chordata; Actinopteri; Cypriniformes; Nemacheilidae.